Molecule: messenger RNA, 219 nt
Organism: Fusarium venenatum
Lineage: Eukaryota; Fungi; Ascomycota; Sordariomycetes; Hypocreales; Nectriaceae
Source: RefSeq, a predicted model, not a curated record
AUGUUUUUGUUCGAGUUUCGGUUAGGCGAUCUUGAGUUACCAGUCCUGAGCUCACUAUGCGAUGAUGCUCUGUAUCGAUCAAGUCGACCUUGCAUCGUACAAAACCUCUUUCGCAAUACCCAAAGCAAGUAUUUGUCAUUCGGGGAGCACGGGUGGCACUGCAAAACAGCAAAUCCGUCUUACACCGAGGGCGUAGGCAAAGAGGAAAUCGCCAAUUAG